AUGGAGUUUGGAGUGAAGCAGAUUGCUCUCCUGUUCUUAUUCUGCCCUUACCAUGAUCGCGCAAAAGUGUUGUGCUUUGUCCCGUCAUUUACGGAGAAACCAAAUCUACUGGACAUGGGAUCUCUGAUGAUCAAACCAAUACAACGAGUGAUGAAAUAUCCAUUGUUACUCUGUGAACUCUUGAAUGCAACACCCAUGUCUCACCCAGAUCACCGAGCAUUGCAGGAUGCUUUGGUUGCUGUGAAAGCCAUGAAUAUGAACAUCAAUGAACUUAAAAGAAGAAAGGAUAUAGACGAGACACCAGUAAAAAAUCAUAAUAACAGCACCAGAAGAGUUCUAAAAAAAUGGCUGAGGAGGACUGUUGACUUGGCUGCUCAUAAAAAGGUGAAAGAUGAAACUUUUAAUAAGGAAGAAAAGUUGUUCAGAAGUUUAGAAAAGACAGUCAAAUUCUGUGUGAAGAAUAUUUCAUUGUCUCUGCAGCACCUGGAGGACUCUACAGUUUUGGCUGAAGCAACUGUAACUGAACUUCAAGAUCUUCUAUAUGAGAGGGAAAAUGGGGAAAUUGGUUCUUCAGAGGCACUCAUUAAUGCUGAAAACCCCAAUGAAGGAUUUGCAAAUCAAGUAAACAAGAUGGUGUUGAGCCCACUGUCUGCAUUGCAAGCCUUGUUCCUGGGGCCUCAGAAGCUAAUCCAGAAGCGUUAUGACAAACUGCUGGACUAUAAUAGCUGCCACCCAAAGGCACCAGGGGAUGAGAGGGAUCUUGCCAGAAGAGAAUAUGAGGCUCUUAAUGCACAGCUUGUGGAGGAGCUGCAGAUAUUCAACAGGGCAGCAAAAAGAAUUGUGACAAAUUGCCUCUGUUGCCUCAUCACUCUUUUGAGGGACAGGAUGUCAUCCUCUCUGCAAUCUUUUUCUGGGAGAGAAUCUUAUGUGACACUGUCUUCUCCUAGUAUCAGUGAAGUUCACCAUCAAGUGCUUGAAGAGGUAUACAAUCUUAAUUUUGUCAAAGAAAACAACAGCAUAACUUUCAUUGAGAGAAAGCUAAGCUUUGAAAAAAAGAAGUGCACACCUCUCCAGGCUGAAUUUCCACGUCAGACUGAAAGCCACCGGUCAGUGAUACUCUCUAGCUACAACUCAGACUUGCUGUACCAAGCUAAACGCAAAUGCAAUGCCACACAGGAAUUGGAUAUUGAUGUUUAUGAAGGAGAGAUAGUAGCUGUGGUAGAGCAAAAGGAUCCUUUUGGAAGUACCAGCAGAUGGCUUGUUGAUACAGGAAAUUUGAAAGGAUAUGUUUAUUCCUCCUUCCUGAAACCCUACAAUCCAGCAAAAUCACAUAAGGAUGCAAGAGAAACUAGCUUUUGUGAUGGCGAUUUUGAUAAUAUUAGCCUUUUUGUCUCUUCACGACAACUGGAUGACAACAGCACCAAACCUCCUGGACACAAGAGAAGUGGAAGCAGCUCUUCUCACAGUAGCCUCUGUGAAAACACAUCAGUUAAUGGGACAGAAAUUGAUACCUUUUAUGAAGAUGACCAACAAACUUUCUAUGCAGUUCAUGCAUUUCAAGCAAGAAGUCAGCAAGAACUGAGUCUUCGGGAGUACCAGCGGGUUCGAAUACUUCGUUUUUCUGAUCUGAGUGGCAAUAAAGAGUGGUGGUUAGCUGAAGCAAAAGGACAAAAAGGAUACGUGCCAGCUAAUUACCUGGGGAAGAUGACAUAUGCAUAAGUAUCAGAAACAUAUAAAGGACUUCAUUUACCAAAACAUCAGUGCCAGAAGAGUUUCAUUUUGUUAGCAGCAACUGUUAAUGCUCUUGCAUUUUCUUUAUUCCUAAACUUUGAUUUAUUGGGCUGGAUGGGGUCUCCCCUACCACAUGGACUAGAUCUCUAUCACAUUCAGGUCAAAGUGAGCAUAGUUCUAGGGCUGGGGUGAGCAACUUCCAGCCGUUGAAGGGGAUGCAUCUGCUCUCAGGGCUGGAUUCUCAUUCUUCCCUUUACAAAAAGUGGCGAGUACUUUUCUCCAUAGUUUCCAGUGGAGUUACAGACCUGAGAGUGGAUAUUUUUGUAUGGGUAAAUAGAUCCCAAAGGCCUAAAAAAAGGCCCAGACAGGUUCCAAAAUGGCCAAUUAUACCACCCAAAGAUUUAUUGGAUACUGUUUACCAGUUUUUGGGUGGAAAAAAAUUAAGGGGUAAAAACCCUGAGGGUGUGUGGGGCUUUUGGGAUGGUGUGCAGAAAAAGCCUUGGGGAAUAAUCCCACCCAUGAACCACAUUUUCUGCACCCCUUUUCUAGGAUGCUAAAGGCACUAAGUUUUUACAUUCACAUUCAUUCACAUUUGGAGACUUGUGUACAUAUAAGUCACUAACUGGUUUCUGGUAAGUAGGUGGCUGCUGUGCUUCUUGGAGGCAGUAAAGAGAGACACCAAAACAAGGCUGCAGAGAUGUGGAGAUGUGUGAAAUGGUGGGAAUAUGGAAUAUAUGCCUCCUGCCUUUUCUCAAAUCCUUAUGUCUCUCUUCCCCUUCUCUAGGAAGUAUGCCUGCCGCCUAUUUCCGCCUCAUGUGCUAGCAACCUGUUAACAUAUGCACAAAUCUCCUUCUGGACAGGGCACAGAGGCCUAUUCUCUUGCCCUUGUUCUCUGUCCAAAAACCUCCUUCACACAAAAGUCUCAAGCAUCAGGAGGGUAGAUGACACCAAGGCCUGGCCACCAGGUAUGCACUCUUCAUGACCAGGGAGCACUCCAGCUGCAGGCUUCUGCCUGUUUGUUGAAAAAGAAAGGAAAUGGCUGGCAGGCUUCCUGGAAGUGGCCUGCUGCCACCUCCACUGUUCUUUUGGGACUACUACACAGCCUGGCUGGACUAAAGCUCAGGCAGUCUACAGUCAUUCUUUUUCAACUAAAGUAUAGUAUUUUCUUAUUUUUAGUCUCACAGAACUGGCAAAGAGCAGGAGUAUCAAAGUUACAUCUGUGGGACUCCAAAUAGGGACUUAAUAGGGACAUAUUUUGGUAUCUGCACAGAGUCCUGGAACCAACCCCACCACAGAUACCUAGGGCUAACUGUACAAGUCAGAAUUGUUGAACUUCAUGGGACUUAUUCCCAAGUGAACAUAGGAUUAUUUUGUAAAUAGCCUAUAGCUUAUUUUUUGCAUUACGGCAGGACAGAGGACAUGCACUGUUGGCGCUGCAAUGACUGGGGUGAUCUUAAUACACUCCAGGAGCAGAAUGCCACAGCACAUUUCAUGAAUGAUUGCUGAAAUCCUCUUGGAAACUUACAUCUUUGUAAGUGGACUUACAUCUCUGGGAAUUAGUUUUGGAUAGUUCCAAAACAGCUGUAUCCAGAAAAAACACCUACUGUUAUGUUACUACAUAGGGAAGCCAGGAAAAUGAUCAAUGUAUAUUGGUCCCACUGUGCAUUGGGGCACCAGUUAGGAAGUGCUGACUCUUGCUAUGUCCUCUUACACAUCUUUGCAAUUCACUAACAGGGUUGCUUUGCACUUCUGCUACAUAGGUAAGUAUGCAUAGUUACAUAACAUACACCCUGAUAAAUUCCAGACUAUAUUUUAGAAUUUUGGAAUUAUGGAAGAUAACAUCCAUUGACUGUAAAUGAGGAAAGGAAUGGACAACUAAGUGGUUCUCUUUGACACUUGCAAAGUUUUGUGUUUUGUAUAAUUUGUAUUAGAAACAAAAACCAUUCCCUGAUUUUAUCCCCAAUAUAUUAAGGACUAGCAAAGUGGAAACAGAGCACUGAGAAUAGUUUGCAGAUAUUCUCCAAGAUAUGCCUUGCAAGAUACAGAACUCUUAAUCACCAGACAAAGAUCAGGGCAAUAAUGUAUUCGUAUUACUUCAGGUGGAAGAGUUAUUCAGUAGUCAUUCAAAAUGCCCUAAAACCACAUUUGACUGCAUUCUAUAAUGAUGAGGCAUACACAGACUACGAGAAUAACCAGAGAUGUAUUCAUUAGUCCGUCCAUUUAUCUCAUGCUCACAUGCACACUCCAACCGUUCUCUUGCAGAUACAUUGAAUUUUCUGUGACAAUAUAAUGCUCACACCAGUGACCAGUGACACUGUCACAAGACAGUAUCUUGUGAUAGUAAAGGUCACAGCAAGGUUGUAAAUAGUACUUCCUGUCUUUCAGAUUAAGAAACAGGCAUAAAAUGAAAUGCAAUUUUAAGGCUUUUCUUAGCCCUGUUGCAGUUCAUGCAGGUUAAUGGGGUUCAUGUGUUGAGAUGAUUACUCCUAUGUGUUGCACUAUUUUUUAUUUACAUAAAGUUUGUAAUGAAGAAAAAAAAUCCUUUCAUGGAAAGACUUCUCACCCCAUCCUCUUUUGCCAUGCUUUGUAUUCAAACUGCUAAAACAGAUCUCUCCUAUUGUAGCUGAAUUAUGUGGAAAACACAUACGUUUUGUCACAAUAGAAUAUAGAGGCAUAGAAAACCAAAUGGGACAAAUAGUUGAUUAUUGGUUUACUUGUAUUUACUAUUGUGUUUUGUUGAAAGAGAGAAUUUCUGCCUUGGAAGCAUUUUUAUCUGAAAAGGCAUAUCAAGGACACCAAUGACUUUCAGGAUAUGGCUUGAGGUGUCUGAAUCCUAUGGGCAGUAUUCUACAUCAGCUACUUAGUGAAGAAUACAUUACUAAGUAAAAACUCUUAUUCACUGGUGCUUGGAUCUCUGGCAGCAUAGACUUCCUCAUGCAGCAGAUGCCCAGUAAAGUAGGUUACUAAGGGGAGUUAGGAUUGUGGGAAUAGUAUUACAACUGUACAUAGUGAUCAUGAAUAUGAGGCACUUGUUGCCUUCAUCGUUUCUGACUUAUGGCAACCAUAAAGUGAACCUAUCACAGGGUUUUCUUGGCAGGAUUUUUUCAGAGGUGGAUUUAUCUUUGCCUU
This is a messenger RNA of Sceloporus undulatus (fence lizard), 4860 nucleotides long. RefSeq names its product rho guanine nucleotide exchange factor 38-like. NCBI's taxonomy places the organism in Eukaryota, Metazoa, Chordata, Lepidosauria, Squamata, Phrynosomatidae. Bases 1 to 1719 code for a protein of 572 amino acids. The transcript is spliced from 10 exons. Gene Ontology annotation, molecular function: guanyl-nucleotide exchange factor activity; protein binding. Gene Ontology annotation, cellular component: cytoplasm. The record is from RefSeq and is a predicted model, not a curated record.